Messenger RNA from Naegleria gruberi, 2835 nucleotides. RefSeq lists its product as uncharacterized. Gene Ontology annotation, cellular component: extracellular matrix. Bases 34 to 2814 code for a protein of 926 amino acids. Lineage: Eukaryota; Heterolobosea; Eutetramitea; Acrasida; Naegleriidae. The record is from RefSeq and is a predicted model, not a curated record. The transcript has a single exon.
AAAAAAACGUAAAAAUACACACAAUACAAAACAAUGAGAGGUGCCAACUUUAAAACUGUCACCGCUCUCCUUCUUGUUUCCUUGGUUUUGUUAGUUAUCUUCUCAUCAAACCAAGUUGAAUCUAGAAGAGGUGGUAAAAUUGGUCAAGUUUUACGAAGAAUUAUUGGAAAAAGAGCUACCAAAAUUUCAGCAAGUCAACCAAUUGUUGAAACAUCUAUUCAAAAAUGUAAAUCUGAAGGAGAUCCACAUCUUACUACCUUUGGUGGUGUUUAUUAUGAUCAUUAUGGAAAGGGAGAUUAUAUUUUAGCUUCAACUGAAGAUGGUAAUUUUAUUGCUCACUCUAGAACUGGCCAAUGGGGAAGAGUUAGUGUCAAUACUGCUAUUGCUGUUCGUGUUAAUAAUAUGAACACUAUUGAAUACAAUGUUGAAGAUGAUAAGUUCUAUCUUGAUGGAAAGGAAAUGAAUAUUGGUGUUGGUGAAAAAGUUACUUUGGGUGGUGAAGCUUCUGCUACCCGUAAUUCUGCAACUCAAUUAACUGUUGUUGCUAAGAAUCAAGCUUCAUUAAUUGCUACCUGGUAUAGAAAUCCAGGUUGGAAACAAUCUAUGGGUUCAUUUGGACAUAUUUCUUUGGUUGUUGAAGCUCCACGUACUGUUAAAUUCACUGAAGGCAUGUGUGUUAACAAGAAUGAUGUUAACAAGUCUGCAAAUGGUUUGUUGCAUGAUCAUAUUUCAAGACAAAUUGUCAGAAGUAAGAAACCAAAAAAGGCUACACCAGAACAACUUGAAAAAGCUAAGGAAACCUGUAAGAAGGUUGGUAUUCAUAAAUCUGUCCAUGCCAGAGCUUACAAGGCUUGCGUCACUGAUCAAAUUCAAUCUGGUACUAAAAUUGGUGAAACUAUUGCCAAGGUAAUUAAGAAGGUUGAAAAGGCUGCUGAUAAGAAGCAAAAGAAAUUGGAAAAGAAGAUUAAGAAGAAGCAAGUAUUUGUAAAGUGUAAAUCAGAAGGAGAUCCACAUUAUGUCGACUUCAGAGGACGUGCAUACGAUUUCUACGGAAAGGGUGAUUACGUUUUGGCUGCUACUAAAGAUGGUAAAUUUGUUGCUCACUCUAGAACUGGUAGAUGGGGUGCUGUCAGUGUCAAUACUGCUGUUGCUGUUAAACUCAAUAACGAUAGAAUUGUUGAAUAUAAUGUUGAAGAUGACAAAUUCUAUGUUGAUGGUAAGGAAGCUGUUGUUGAAGUAGGUAAGGUCAAUGACUUGGGUAAUGGUGCUUCAUUCAAGAGAGUUUCUCAAACUUCAAUGAUUGUUUCUCUCAAUGAUGUUCACUUGACUGCUACUUGGUAUAGAGCUCCUUCAUGGAAACAAUCUAUGGGUUCAUUUGGUCAUAUUUCUUUGAUUGUUGACUCACCAAAGGAUGUUGAAUUUGAAUCUGGUUUGUGUGUCAGUAAGGCUUUUAUUGAAAAAUCAGCUACUGGUGUUUUACAUGAUCAUAUUAAUAGACAAAUUGAAAGAAAUACUAAACCAAAGAAGGCCACUAAGAAAGCUGUGAAGAAGGCCACCAAGACUUGUAAGAAGGCUGGUAUUUCUGCCAGACUCCAUCCAUUGGCUUUCAGAGCUUGUGUUGCUGAUCAAGUUCAAACUGGUGAUAAGAUUGGUAAGAAGAUUGCUAAGGUUAUUGCUAAACUUGAAAAACUCCAUGAUAAGAAGACCAAGAAAUGGACAAAGAAGAUUAAAAAGGCUGAAAAGAAGGCUAAGAAGGCCGCCAAGAAGGCUCAAAAGAAACAAAAGAAACAAAAGAAACAAAAGCCAACUGGUGAUCAAGCUUCUAGACGUGCCAUAAGAAUUGCUAGAAGACGUGCUAGACAAGCCAAGAGAGCUGCUAGACUUCGUAGAAGAAAUGCUGAAAGAGCUGCUAGACGUGCUAGAAGAGAGGCUAAGAGAAGACUUGUCAGACAAAGAAGAAUUGCUAGAAAAGCUGCUAGACUUGCCAGAAGAGCUGCUAAGAAGAAUUCUCAAAAGAAACAACAAAAGAAGCGUGUAGUUAAAAAGUCUCAAAAGAAGUCAAUCAAGCGUUCUGAAAGAAAGCAAAAGAGAAGAGUUAGAAAGGCCAAGAAGGCACUUAAACGUUCUCAACAAAAGAAGAGACGUGCUGCUAUUAAGAAGGCAAAGAAGGCUGCCAAGCAAGCUAAGAAGGCUGUUUUGAAGAAGAAACGUGCUGCCAUCAAGAAGCAAAAGAGAUUUAUCAGAAAAUUGAGAAGAAUUGCUAGAAGAUUGAAGAAGCAAGCUAGAAAGGCCAGAAAACUUGUCAAGAAACUCUUGAGACGUGCUGAAAAGACUGGUAAGAAGAGUGAUAUUCGUGCUUAUAAACUUGCUAAAAAGAAUGCUAGACGUGCUAGAAGAGCUGCCAAAAGAGCUUGCAAUAGAGUCAACAAGAAAGCUAAAAAGAUUAACAAACUUGUCAAGAAGGCUAAGAAGUCUGCCAACAAAGCUGCCAAGAAGGCCCAAAAGAAGACUUUGAAGAGAGCAUUGAAACCAACCCCACGUAGGUUGACCAUUGCUAUCAAGAGAGCUUCCGCUGUUGUUGUAAAGAAGAAGACUGUUAAGAGAAUCAAGAGAAUGUUGAGACGUGUCCUCAGAUUAAAGAGAAGAUUGGGCAGAAAGUUUGAUCCAAAGAAGCACCUUCCUAAACGAAUUCUCAAGUUGGUAAGAAAAUUGAAGCUUGCAGGAAAAUGUCCAAUUAGAAAUAAGGAUACUGUCACUACUCUCGGAAAGAAGGUUGUUAAGCAACUUGUUUCUGUUAGCAAAUGUAAAAUCUAAAUAAAAAAUUGUAUUUUGAUG